Molecule: messenger RNA, 2457 nt
Organism: Trichoderma citrinoviride
Lineage: Eukaryota; Fungi; Ascomycota; Sordariomycetes; Hypocreales; Hypocreaceae
Product: AAA ATPase
Exons: 6
Coding region: 1-2457 (818 amino acids)
Biological process (GO): retrograde protein transport, ER to cytosol; mitotic spindle disassembly; autophagosome maturation
Cellular component (GO): cytosol; VCP-NPL4-UFD1 AAA ATPase complex; nucleus
Molecular function (GO): polyubiquitin modification-dependent protein binding; ATP binding; ATP hydrolysis activity
Source: RefSeq, a predicted model, not a curated record
AUGGCUUCUCAGCCUGAAGACCACAAGAAGAAGGUCAACUUGACCGACCCCUCCGGCGCGGAGGUCAAGCACGAAGAUGACACCGCCACGGCCAUUCUCAAGAAGAAGAAGAAGCCCAACCAGUUGAUGGUCACCGACGCCGUCAACGAUGACAACAGCAUCAUUGCCCUGUCUGAGGCCACCAUGGACGCCCUGUCGCUCUUCCGUGGCGACACCGUCCUCGUACGAGGCAAGAAGAGAAAGGAGACUGUGCUCAUCGUUCUCGCCGACGAGGAGCUGGAUGAGGGUAGCGCCAGAAUCAACCGUGUUGUCCGUCACAACCUGCGAGUGAAGCACGGCGACAUGAUUACCAUUUCUCCUUGCCCCGAUAUCAAAUAUGCCAAGCGAAUCGCUGUACUUCCCAUUGCCGACACCGUCGAGGGCCUCACUGGCUCCCUCUUCGACGUCUUCCUCGCCCCAUACUUCCGCGAAGCCUACCGACCGGUGAAGCAGGGAGACUUGUUCAUUGUCCGUGGUGGUAUGAGACAAGUGGAAUUCAAGGUCGUCGAGGUGGAUCCUCCGGAAUACGGCAUCGUCGCUCAGGACACCGUCAUCCAUUGCGAAGGCGAGCCUAUCCAGCGCGACGAGGAGGAGAACAACUUGAACGAGGUUGGCUAUGACGACAUUGGUGGAUGCCGCAAGCAGAUGGCUCAGAUCCGAGAGAUGGUCGAGCUUCCCCUCCGCCAUCCCCAGCUGUUCAAAUCUAUCGGUAUCAAGCCGCCUCGAGGUGUCUUGCUGUACGGUCCUCCUGGUACCGGUAAGACUCUCAUGGCUCGUGCUGUCGCCAACGAAACCGGCGCUUUCUUCUUCCUCAUCAAUGGUCCCGAGAUCAUGUCCAAGAUGGCCGGAGAGUCCGAGUCGAAUCUGCGAAAGGCCUUCGAGGAGGCUGAGAAGAACUCGCCCGCCAUCAUCUUCAUUGACGAGAUCGACUCCAUCGCCCCCAAGCGAGACAAGACCAACGGUGAAGUUGAGCGCCGUGUAGUGUCUCAGCUGCUCACCCUCAUGGACGGCAUGAAGGCGCGCUCUAACGUCGUCGUCAUGGCCGCUACCAACCGACCCAACUCCAUCGACCCGGCCCUGCGACGAUUCGGUCGUUUCGACCGCGAGGUGGACAUUGGUAUCCCCGACCCGACUGGCCGUCUGGAGAUUCUCCAGAUCCACACCAAGAACAUGAAGCUGGCCGACGAUGUCGACCUGGAGCAGAUCGCUGCCGAGACCCACGGUUACGUCGGUUCCGAUGUUGCUGCCCUCUGCUCCGAGGCUGCCAUGCAGCAGAUUCGUGAGAAGAUGGACCUUAUCGAUCUGGAUGAGGAUACCAUCGAUGCCGAAGUCCUCGACUCCCUUGGCGUCACCAUGGACAACUUCCGAUUCGCCCUGGGCGUGUCCAACCCCUCUGCUCUCCGCGAGGUCGCUGUCGUCGAAGUUCCCAACGUCCGCUGGGAGGAUAUCGGUGGCCUCGAGGGUGUCAAGCAAGACCUCCGAGAGAGCGUCCAAUACCCCGUCGAUCACCCCGAGAUGUUCCUCAAGUUCGGCCUCUCCCCGUCCCGAGGUGUCCUCUUCUACGGUCCUCCCGGUACCGGUAAGACAAUGUUGGCCAAGGCUGUCGCCAACGAAUGCGCUGCCAACUUCAUCUCCGUCAAGGGACCAGAGCUUCUCAGCAUGUGGUUUGGUGAAUCCGAGAGCAACAUCCGAGACAUCUUCGACAAGGCCCGAGCUGCUGCUCCUUGCGUCGUUUUCCUCGACGAGUUGGACUCCAUCGCCAAGGCCCGUGGUGGCUCCAUGGGUGAUGCCGGCGGUGCCUCUGACCGAGUUGUCAACCAACUUCUGACUGAAAUGGACGGCAUGACCUCCAAGAAGAACGUCUUCGUCAUUGGUGCCACCAACAGACCCGAGCAGCUUGACCCUGCUCUCUGCCGUCCUGGCCGUCUGGAUUCGCUCAUCUACGUUCCUCUUCCUGAUGAGCCUGGCCGUCUCAGCAUCCUCAAGGCCCAGCUGCGCAAGACUCCCGUCGCUGCCGACGUCGACCUUGGCUACAUCGCCGCCAAGACCCACGGCUUCUCUGGUGCUGAUUUGGGAUUCAUUACCCAGCGUGCCGUCAAGAUUGCCAUCAAGGAGGCUAUCACUGCCGACAUUGAGCGCCAGAAGGCCCGCGAGGCUGCUGGCGACAACAUGGAUGUUGACGAAGAAGUCGAGGACCCCGUUCCCGAGCUGACCAAGGCCCACUUCGAGGAGGCCAUGCAGAUGGCUCGUCGGUCCGUCAGCGAUGUGGAGAUUCGCCGAUAUGAGGCCUUUGCUCAGCAGAUGAAGAAUGCUGGGCCUGGUGCCUACUUCAAGUUCCCCGAUGGAGCUGAGGGAGCCACUGGUGACGCUGGCAACUCUUUUGGCGACGCCGGCAACGAUGACGAUCUCUACGACUAA